Nezara viridula (southern green stink bug) is the source of this 1226-nucleotide messenger RNA. NCBI's taxonomy places the organism in Eukaryota, Metazoa, Arthropoda, Insecta, Hemiptera, Pentatomidae. The record is from the annotation of a GenBank genome assembly.
CUAAUGCAUCCCCUCCAAUGUCAGUCAACAAAGAACCGGCGACUUAAACUUCUUGUUUAUUUAUAACCAGAGUACAGAAACCUUAUUAAAAAUUCAACGCAACUUUCCAUAGGACUUGUUUGAUAAGCCUGUAACCUGUUAUCUGAACGGGCCACUAUCAAGUUCAUUUUGUAGUUAGGUAUGUUUUGGGAUGAGCAAUUCAUGCUUCAAAUUACUGCGUUUUAACAAUAUUUGUUAAUUUCAAACAUAUUUUCUACAAUUAAUGCGAUAUGCCUCCUGUUAACAAUGGAUAUUGGGGUGAACCUACUGCCACUAUUGAUUGGUGUGAAGAAAAUUAUGUUUACAGUUAUUACAUAGCAGAAAUGACCAAUACUAUUACUAAUCUAAUAAUGAUUAUACUUCCUCUCUGGGGCAUUAUGGAAGUAAUCAAGCAGGAAUUAGAUUGGAGGUUUAUUUAUUUACAUUCAUCCAUAUUAAUUGUAGGUCUGGGCUCAUGGGCUUUUCAUAUGACUUUAUUGUAUGGGAUGCAACUAUUUGAUGAACUCCCUAUGAUUUGGGGAACCUGUUUUUUAAUUUAUUACUUGUCAGAAGUACAGAAAUCCUCUUUCAGUAAAAAGAUGUUUUCAAAUCAACCAUUAUUUAUCUUCCUUUCUCUGUUUGCUGUAAUUUUCACUGCUAUAUAUCUGCUUUGGCCUCAACCACUUUUUCAGCAUAUCUCUUACGGAGUUCUUGUGUUCACGACUGUUGGAAUGGAUUUACGAUUACUUAAAAUCAAUGAAUGUAAAACUUGCAAAAAAAUAUUUCUAAUUUCUGCUGCAAUCUAUUUAUUUGGAUUUAUACUUUGGAAUUUAGAUAAAAUUUUCUGUCAGAAUUUAAGAUUAUUAAGAUUAAAUAUUCCAGGAGCAUUUGAUCCAUUUACUCAGCUACAUGGUUGGUGGCAUUUAAUGUCUGGAUAUGCUUCUUAUUCACAAGUUUUAUUUAUAAUCCAUGCCUCUUAUGAUUUUAAAAAUGAAAAACAAACACGCCAGAACAUGGAACUGCAAACUUGGCGAUAUGGAUUUUCUUUAGGCUGGUUCAAGAAAAGCCAUGACCUUUGAUAUGUCCAGUUUUGGUUUAUCAUCAGAAAAUUCCAUUCCUAUGUUUUAUGAAGCAGUUUUUAAUUUAGGAAAAUUGAAACUGUUUCAGUUUGAUAUGAAAUCUAAUGUAAUUCCAUUCUUCUAUUCCUA